Molecule: messenger RNA, 1931 nt
Organism: Crotalus tigris (Tiger rattlesnake)
Lineage: Eukaryota; Metazoa; Chordata; Lepidosauria; Squamata; Viperidae
Product: zinc finger and SCAN domain-containing protein 12-like
Exons: 5
Coding region: 1155-1799 (214 amino acids)
Source: RefSeq, a predicted model, not a curated record
CACCCGCCCCCCGCUUCAGGAGGGAACUGAGCAUGCGCUCUUUCACCAGGUCGAGAGAGGCGCAUAGCAUUUUGCAGAAAAGGCUGAAAGUGCGUCUGCCGUUCCUACAGAGUCCAAUUCCGAUCUCCCUCGCUACGAGCCUUAGGCUGAACCUUCCCAGGAGUCCCAAAGGCUGCAAGGGAGCCUUGUACGAAUGGAGAUCAAAACCUGACUCCGGCGUUCGGUAAGUGGGCUGGACCGUGUAUGGAGACAAGCAAAACUUCAUCAGGUUCCGAGUCGUGGGAAGGGGGGAGCCCAGGGUCCCAUGUUCCCUGCCGCCCCUGUGCAUGCACGGGCCGGGCAGGGAAGAAAUCAAAGCUUCGGACGCGCUGCGUUGCCUCCAGGAAGAAAAUCAGGAUCGCCAGGCUAAAAGUGGGGAAACUGUUUCCAGGAGAUGCGUGAAUGAAAACAUCAUGUUAAGCUGGUUUAUUGAUUCGGGUAUUAUUCUGUUUGCAUUGAAUGGUGGUUUGUUGAUUGUGAUUUCUCAGGUACCUAUAGCGGUUUGGGCAAGGAGGUUAAUGGGGUUCUGCUGGCUAAAGUUUUAUGAGAAAUUCAAAUAUUGAUUGAUUUACCUAUUAAAUCGAUUUAGAAAGCCACUCAUCUCAAUGGCUGUUUGUGACCAGAGACGUCUAUGACCUGGAUUGUACAGAGGUUGGUUUUCAAGCUGAAAGCAGCCAUCAGAAUUAUUUGAAUAAAUAAGUAGGAUUUAGAAAUCAAAAACAUAUUUUAAACUUAUGUAUCCAGAAUGUUUAGUCCUUGAUAGAAGUUGAUCCAUCAGCUUACUACAGAAUUUUUUUCCACACACAGGUAGGUUGACCUAACUAAUAUUUUCCCCCUCUUCCCAGAUAUUGGUGGGUUGAUAAGAAUUUCUUCUUUCAGUUUUUGUGUGUGCUCAGUUGUUAAGUUGGUCAACCUGUAUUUUUGGAUUUUUUUUUUCUUUUCCAUUUCAGAUAUAUAAGUUGGAAAUCUUUCCUGGUUCUUUUGUAGUUCUAAGCAUCUUGUAUGGGAAGAGGGCUGAAUGGCCUUUAGGAGAUUUGGCCAGAUUUCUUGUGAUUAGUAAGACCUGUGGAGAUCCAUCAGUCCAAUUUGGAGCUGGACUAGAGACCAGAGAGAAGAUGGAGGGACAACGCCCAGCUGGAAAAAACCCUGGAGCUGCUCAGUCUUGGAGCUUUGAGAUGAAUGGGGCAAGUCCUGGGCAGAAGAGCCAAGAAGAGGAAACCAACAGUUCAGAGGUCCAAUGCUGUCACUUCAGAAAAGUGCAGUUCCAGGAGGGGAGGGGUCCCCGAGAUAUUUGCAGUCAGCUUCACCGCCUUUGCUAUCAGUGGCUGCAGCCAGAAAGACACACAAAGGCCCAGAUGCUGGACCUGGUACUCCUGGAGCAGUUCCUGGCUGUCCUUUCACCAGAAAUUGAGAAAUGGGUGUGCGAGUGUGGAGCAGAGACCAGUUCCCAGGUGGUGGCCCUGGCCGAAGGCUUCUUGCUGAAUCAGGAGGAAGAAAAAAUUCAAGAAGAGUUGCAGAAAUCCUUGGAAGCUACGACUGAGUAUCCCAAGGGGGGAGAAGAUUCAUCCAAACCCUCUCAAGAGCUGCUGUUCGGGGAGAACUUCCAGAAAGGUCAAAGUCAGGACAUCAUGCCAGAGAGUAGAAAGCUGUCCUUGGAAUUUGUAGAGUCACCUCCUCUUUGUGGUGGAGCUGAAGGAUUGGCUGAACCUCUACUUCCGAUAAGGAGGAGAAAACUCAGAAAAGGAUGUUGUGUCUUUUGAGGAAGUGGCCGUGUAUUUCUCCAAGGAGGAGUGGUCCCAGCUGGACCCUGCCCCAAAAGCACUCCACGGAGAAGUCAUGCUGGAGAAUUCCAGGAAUCUGGCUUCUCUGGGCUUUAAUGAGAAAGAGAAUAA